ACACUUGCUUAACAGCAAGGAAUAGCACCAAUUGCACAUCUUCAACUUCUUCACUUUCUAACUACUUAUAUGUCUUCAUCUUGGGACAACUAUUGAUAGGGACAGGGGGAACUCCUCUUUAUACCCUGGGAACAGCCUUUAUUGAUGACUCGGUGCCUACACACAAAUCUUCUCUCUAUAUAGGAAUCGGCUAUUCUAUGUCAGUCUUAGGCCCUGCUAUUGGCUAUGUGGUGGGAGGACAACUGCUAACCAUAUACAUUGAUGUUGCUAUGGGACAAAGCACUGAUGUCACUGAGGAUGAUCCACGAUGGUUGGGAGCUUGGUGGAUUGGAUUUCUUAUAUGUUGGUUCUUUGCUUGGUCUUUGAUAAUACCUUUUUCUUGCUUUCCAAAACAUUUACCAGGUACAGCAAAAAUUCAAGCUGGAAAAACUUCUCAGACUCAUCAGAAUAAGAAUAAUUCUUUACAAUAUGCAGAUGAGAAUUUUGGAAAAAGUAUUAAAGAUUUUCCAGCUGCUGUAAAGAAUUUGAUGAGGAAUACUGUGUUUAUAUGUUUAGCUCUAUCAACAUCUUCAGAAGCCUUAAUUUCUACUGGAUUUGCUACAUUUUUACCUAAAUAUAUAGAAAAUCAAUUUGGAUUGACAUCCAGCUUUGCAGCUACCCUUGGAGGGGCUGUUUUAAUUCCUGGAGCUGCUCUUGGUCAGGUUUUAGGCGGUAUCCUUGUUUCGAAAUUCAAAAUGACCUGUAAAAAUACAAUGAAGUUUUCAUUGUUCACAUCUGGAGUUGCUCUUGCGCUGAGUUUUAUAUUUAUUUAUGCCAAAUGUGAAAAUGAGCCAUUUGCUGGUGUGUCUGAAUCAUAUAAUGGGACAGGAGAACUGCGAAACUUGACAGCCCCUUGUAAUGCCAAUUGCAACUGUUUACGAUCAUAUUAUUAUCCUCUGUGUGGACAAGAUGGAGUUCAAUAUUUUUCUCCCUGCUUUGCAGGUUGUUUAAGCUCUGUUUCAGAAAGUAAACCAAAGAUAUAUUACAACUGUUCCUGUAUUGAAAGGAAAACAGAAAUAACAUCUACUGCAGAAAGUUUUGGUUUCGAAGCUAAAGCUGGAAAAUGUGAAACUCAAUGUGCAAAAUUGCCCAUAUUUCUUGGCAUAUUCUUUAUUACAGUUAUUUUUACCUUUAUGGCUGGUACUCCUAUAACUGUGUCCAUCCUAAGAUGUGUUAAUCAGACACAGCGGUCUCUAGCAUUGGGAAUACAGUUCUUGUUGCUUCGAUUAUUGGGUACAAUACCUGGACCAAUUAUAUUUGGUAUCACAAUAGACAGCACAUGUACUCUCUGGGAUAUUACUGAAUGUGAAAUUAAAGGAGCUUGCUUGAUUUAUGAUAACAUCAAGAUGGCUCAUAUGCUUGUAGCUAUAUGUGUUAUUUGUAAAAUUAUCACCAUUUUCUUCAAUGGGCUUGCAGUCUUUUUGUAUAAACCACCACCAUCAGGCACCGAAGUGUCAUUUCAAAGUCAGAAUGCAGUUAUGACAACUGUUUCAGAAGAAUGGGAUCUCAACAAAGCAGGAAAUGAAGGGUGAAAUAAAGAGGAGUCUAUUUUAUAGCUGGAAAAUUGACCUCCAUUUCUAAGAUUGCACAUUGCCACGUCAGCAUUAUCUACCCAAUCUGGGCAAUCAUAUUUUUAAUAAUGAUGUCUUAUAAUCAAAUGUAUUUUUUUUAUAUGUGUGGACUCUUACUUGUUUAGUUUUAAUGCAAGAAAGAACUGUGCCUUCGAAGCCCACCAAAAUCCUUAAAACAUA
Galeopterus variegatus (Sunda flying lemur) is the source of this 1790-nucleotide messenger RNA. RefSeq names its product solute carrier organic anion transporter family, member 4C1 (gene SLCO4C1). The transcript is spliced from 11 exons. Gene Ontology annotation, cellular component: membrane. Gene Ontology annotation, molecular function: protein binding. The annotation marks the transcript as partial. Gene Ontology annotation, biological process: transmembrane transport; sodium-independent organic anion transport. The record is from RefSeq and is a predicted model, not a curated record. NCBI's taxonomy places the organism in Eukaryota, Metazoa, Chordata, Mammalia, Dermoptera, Cynocephalidae.